Hyaloscypha bicolor E is the source of this 1113-nucleotide messenger RNA. Its product is annotated as cysteine proteinase. NCBI's taxonomy places the organism in Eukaryota, Fungi, Ascomycota, Leotiomycetes, Helotiales, Hyaloscyphaceae. The coding region runs from base 1 to 1113 and encodes 370 amino acids. The transcript has 2 exons. The record is from RefSeq and is a predicted model, not a curated record.
AUGGCAAAAGAGGGCUAUAGAUUGGGGAAUCUUCCCGAUGAAUACGAUUCGCGUGAUUAUCCAAUCUUCCCUGCAAGCGAAGUUCAAGACCUCCCAUCUAUCAUGACGAGUACUUCAGAAGCUGGCCAUGGCCCUCCAAAGCCUUUCAUCCUUCCAGAUCUCCCGCCAAUCUAUAAUCAACUUUACAUUGGUAGCUGUACAGCAAAUGCAUCAUGCGCCGCAUUGCGUUAUGCAGAAAGGAAGUCUUCAGGCAGGCAGUACAAAGACUUUGAGCCAUCUAGGCUCUUCGCCUACUACUAUGGCCGUAUUGAUCGUCGCCCCGAAGAGCUUGGGAAAACCGAAGAGCUCGCAGACAUCGAAAAGCGGAUCCAAGAGAGGAUCAAAAAGGAUACAGGGUCCAACAACCGCAAAAUCAUCCACACUUUCCUGACGCAAGGAAUCUGCACAGACGCCCUGUGGCCUUACGGUACGCCAUCCAGUGACAAAAGCACCCACCUAUUCAACGACACCUCGAAGCUGCCUAACCCGUGUGAGCCCAAGGACUGGAACAAGGUAUCCUGGCAAGCCAAUCCUGUCAGUCACCCCCACGACGGCAAAGGCCCCGCUGGCGAGAAGGACUUGAUUCCUCGCAACAUCAGCUAUUACCGCAUCUACGACCCAAGUGUCACACCCACGGUGGAUCCCAAAACUCAGAUGCCUAUCUCAAACUGGCAGAUCAUCUACAACAACCCCCCAGUGGCCUUGCUUGAAAAAUCCCUGUCCAGCGGCUUCCCCUUCAUCUUCGGCUCUCGGCUGUACACUGGUGCCAGUCUGGAAAGCAGCGAGAUCGACAAGAACGGGGUCUUCGUUAAGCCGCCGACAAAAAACUUCAAAGAUGAAGGAGGACAUGCGCUGAUGGCGGUGGGCUUUGACUCCUCGAAGAGAUUAUUCUUGGUACAGAAUUCCUGGGGUAAGGAUUGGCCGGCUGAUUGUAAGGAUGAGAAGAUGAAGGGUCGUUUCUGGAUGCCGUAUGAGUGGUUUGAGGCAGUGGUGGAUGGGUUACCGAUUACGUAUGAUUUCUGGGUUAUCAAGUGUGGGACUGCUUAUAUUUUUGAGAAAAUUAAAAAGAUUUAA